Hypoxylon trugodes is the source of this 891-nucleotide messenger RNA. RefSeq names its product Yip1-domain-containing protein. The transcript is spliced from 3 exons. The record is from RefSeq and is a predicted model, not a curated record. Gene Ontology annotation, molecular function: small GTPase binding. Gene Ontology annotation, cellular component: Golgi apparatus; membrane. Gene Ontology annotation, biological process: vesicle-mediated transport. NCBI's taxonomy places the organism in Eukaryota, Fungi, Ascomycota, Sordariomycetes, Xylariales, Hypoxylaceae. Bases 1 to 891 code for a protein of 296 amino acids.
AUGUCGAACGCAGGCUACGACGCCGUCGUCGACAUUGACGAUGAGGGCGACCUCGGACACACAGACCUACAAGAAGACCUCGAAUUCCACAACUCCAACUUCAACGAAUCGACCUCCCGCAAAGGCGCUCCAGCCAGCGGUCUCCCACCUCCAGCGACCGCCUCCACAGGCGGACCCAACGCCGCCGGGUCCUCGAAACGAUACCUCUGGACGAUAUCAUUCUACGCGCAGUACUUCGACGUCGAUACCUCGAGUGUGUUAGCGCGGUGCUGGGCUGCGCUAUACCCGCGUGCGAAUUUCCUCGAUGUUCUUGAGGGAAACCCGGAUUUGUAUGGACCGUUUUGGAUCGCUACUACGGUGGUUUUGAUUUUGUUUUUGGGGGGCACGAUCAGUCAGUAUUUGGCUAGUAAAGGGGAGGGUCCGUUUGAGUAUGAUUUUAAGUUGUUGAGUGGCGCCGCCGGUCUCGUCUACGGCUACACCCUCGUAAUCCCCGUCAUCCUCUUCGGCGCACUCCGCUACUUCGGCUCCGAAUCCGCGAACCUCCUCGAAUGCUGGGCGCUCUACGGUUACUCGAACUUGAUCUGGGUUCCCGUAGCGCUUAUCAGCUGGUCGCCUAUCACGAUUCUCAACUGGGUGUUCGUCGGUGUCGGCUUCGGCCUAAGCGUCGUCUUCCUCCUGCGUAACUUGUACCCCGUCCUUAGUGCGACCGAUCGCCAGACUUCCAAAAUCUUGCUUAUCCUCGUUGUGGCCUUGCACGCUGGUUUGGCGCUUGCUAUCAAGAUCCUGUUUUUCGCGGCUGGAAGCCCGGUUUCGGGUGGUCCGGAGGGAGAUACACCGCCGGCUGCGGGAGGGGACCAGCCGCCCGCUGAUACGCCGCCGAGGUUCUUUUAA